UUUCAAUAUGGCGUCCAUAGCGGGAAUCCUGUACGUGUCGCGGUGGUGUUUUUUCUCAUUAUUUUUCGAAAUAUAAAUCAUAUUCGAAAGCGCGAGUGCACAAACGAUCAGUUUUUAAAACGGUAAUUCAUGUGAUGUUCUACGUGGCAAACUAAUUUGAUUCUAAAUGACUCGUUUCUUCUUCCUGUUCGUAUGUCGCGAGGAGUGGGGACGACGCGAUGGAAGGGAAAGCACUAGUAGUUCUUGAGUUGAGUGCCUCUGGAAGUAAGCGCUUGCCCGUGAGCCUGUACGGUAGUUCGAUUGGUGCGGUGAAUUUAUUAUUCGACUUUUUUUCUUCUUGUUCGAUCGUUGAAACGCGAAAAUAAGAGAUCGAGUUAGAUUCGAUGUGUGGUGCGAGAUUCGUGUUCAUGGCGUAGUUCAAAAAUUCGCGACGCUUUCGUGAGAACAGUUAACACGACGGCGUGCUAGUGUCGUUGACGUUUCGUGUGUCAGUGUCCUCUCUCUUUCUUUCUCUCUCUUACGCUUGCCCUUUCUCGAUUCGGUCUUUUUCUAUCUCGUCCCUUCUAUAUACGUUAACCAUUGUAUCACAAGUCGCGUCGUUGCUGCAAUGUCAGAUGACAGGUGCGAGGCGCUAUCAUUAGUGUAUAUUAACGAGUCCUUCGAGUGUCCUGCGAAUUUAGGAUAUGCUGCAGAAUGACGAGUGCAAGGUUGUUCUACCGGAAGGGCGGCGAAGAGGACCGAAGACGACGACCACGACGACGAUCUCGAAUUCCCUCGCGCUAGCGGUGGGCUAUGAGCGCUGACAAUGGGGACGACUCCUUGGCAGAAUCGAAGUGACGGAAGAAGGGGAAGUUCCGCGGACAUUCACACGUGGAUGCUGUGGCCUGUGUUGGGGGAUGACGGGCUGAGCCCAACGUCGCCCCCGGCGUCGGCCAGUGUCAAGGGGGUGAACAAACUGGCGCCCCUGCUGCUCUGCGCCCCCUGCAAGCCCACCAGUCACAGGAAGAACCAGAAUUCCACCCAGUGGUACGUGCAGCAGCCCACGUGGCGUUUAUGGGGCGAGGAAAGGGGCGAUGGCGUCAUAUACACGGUGUACCUGAAGAAGGUCCGAUAUCACAGGCCGACCAGGAGCCUCUCCGCAUCGGAUUCGGACGACGAGAUCUCGCAUUUGGAAUGGGAGACGGUGAGAGUGCGUUUCCUGAAAGCCGGCACGGUGCAGCGGCUGGUGGAAAGUCUGGCGAACGACGACGGGGAACUCGAGUCGACGUAUAUCAAUGUCUUCUUGGCGACGUAUCGAGCAUUCACCACGCCGCGGGAAGUGCUGGAGCUAUUGUUGUCGAGGUACGAUGCCCUCGAUGAAGGAUCCGGUGCGCUGACAGGCGAACAACAUCGAAAGACUCUGGUUCAGGCUCUUCACGUCUGGUUGGACGCCUAUCCUGGCGACUGGAAGUCGCCUCCGAACCACCCCUUGCUCAGCCGAGUCCUCGACUUCACGCAUCGACGACUUCCUGGCUCGGAACUCGAGCUCAAGGCAAGGCAUCGUUUGCACAGGUUUCAGCGUGAAGAUCAAAUAGAUUCGUGCAUAGUGUACGACAAUGGUCGAUUAGCGCGUGGUUCCCCGGAUCCAAUCGUGGAUCAUUGGGCGAGCUACAAUUUUCCCGAGGUUCCGCACCGACAUUUCGCCGAGCAGCUGACCAGAAUGGACGCCGAAGUGUUCAAGAAACUCGUGGCCCACCAAUGUUUGGGCGCCGUCUGGUCGAGAAGGGAUCGUUCGAGGAGCCACGACGCGGCCACCGUAUUGGCGACCGUGAAUCAAUUCAACGCCGUUUCCCUUCGGGUCAUAUCCACGAUACUGAUGGACUCGUCGACCAAGCCUCAAGAACGCGCGAGGAUCCUCGAGACGUGGAUCGACAUUGCUCAAGAGUUGCGGGUGUUGAAGAAUUUCAGUAGCCUGAAGGCUAUCGUGUCCGGUCUGCAGAGCAACCCUGUCUACAGAUUGGAGAAGUGUUGGCAGUGUAUGCCCAGGGAGAAGCACGAGCUGUUCAGAGAGUUGGAGAGAAUUUUCUCGGAGGAGAACAACGCGUGGACCCAACGAGAGCUUUUAAUCAAAGAGGGCACUGCCAAGUUCGCGGACACGGCGGGCAGGAGCGACAGACACCUGCAAAAGUUGUUUCAAAAGCAAAAUACUCACGCGGGCAAUAUCAGUUAUGGGACGAUACCGUAUCUGGGCACGUUCUUAACGGAUCUCACCAUGAUAGACACCGCGAUACCUGACACGAUAGCGGAGGGUCUAAUCAACUUCGAUAAAAGGCGGAAAGAAUUCGAGGUCCUCGCUAGGAUAAGAUUGCUUCAGGGUGCCGCGAAUGCGUACAAUUUCAGCACGGAUCCGUUGUUCGAUCGUUGGUUCCACUCCGUGGUUGUGCUCGAUGAUCGAGAAGCGUAUAAACUGAGUUGUCAGAUCGAGCCGCCACCACCCGGAAACACUUUGAGCAAUCGUGGCAAGAAGAAGCAGAGUCAUCAGGGUCACCGUAAGAACGACUCGAUAGCCUCCACGUCGAGUUCGAGUAGCUCCCAGUUUUAUUGCGAUCUGGAUUCCUUGCCGAGCUCGCCCCACAACUCUCUCGAUCGGCGCACGUCGCCAUCCCAGAUGUCCAGCUCUUCGUCCAGCUCGUCCUUGCCAUCGUUGGACGUGUCGUUGAGCUCCGGCGGGGGAAGCGGAGCGACGAAUCAACAGAACCGAUUAGCGCCCCCGACUGCCAUCACAGCCAACGGGAACAGCCCCAAUAUCGUUGGCCUGUCCAGCCCGAGCAAGAGUUCGCCGGAUUUUUACAUAAUAAAAGUGACGAUGGAGAGCGAUAACGUGGAGACCGAGGGUGUGGUGCUGUACAAAUCCAUCAUGCUCUCGAAUAACGAGAGGACGCCGCAAGUGAUACGUAACGCUAUGCUUAAGUUGGGGAUAGAGGGGAGCCCGGACCAGUACACCCUGGCCCAGGUUUUACCCGAUCGUGAAAUGCUUUUGCCAAAUUCGGCCAACGUUUAUUACGCCGUAAAUACCGCACACAAUCUGAACUUCAUUCUACGACCUAGAAGGGAGCCUAACGACAGCGCCACGGAAAGCCCUAAGAGCAAGACGAGUCACAAGCGGUAGUGUCGAAUGUUAAGAG
Apis dorsata (giant honeybee) is the source of this 3164-nucleotide messenger RNA. It is a transcript of the gene Rgl, whose product is annotated as ral guanine nucleotide dissociation stimulator. The transcript is spliced from 8 exons. Gene Ontology annotation, molecular function: guanyl-nucleotide exchange factor activity. Gene Ontology annotation, biological process: positive regulation of GTPase activity; Ras protein signal transduction. Gene Ontology annotation, cellular component: plasma membrane. The coding region runs from base 806 to 3148 and encodes 780 amino acids. Lineage: Eukaryota; Metazoa; Arthropoda; Insecta; Hymenoptera; Apidae. The record is from RefSeq and is a predicted model, not a curated record.